This is a messenger RNA of Fusarium vanettenii 77-13-4, 1599 nucleotides long. RefSeq lists its product as uncharacterized. The coding region runs from base 1 to 1599 and encodes 532 amino acids. The transcript has 5 exons. NCBI's taxonomy places the organism in Eukaryota, Fungi, Ascomycota, Sordariomycetes, Hypocreales, Nectriaceae. The record is from RefSeq and is a predicted model, not a curated record.
AUGCCCAAUGCUCAUCUCUCAACAAGAGACGUUGAAGGUCUAGACUGGAAGCCGUGUGACCUGCCUUUGCCAGAGGCAGUCAAAAACGCUACCACAGUCCCAGUCGACUGCGCUACACUUGAAGUUCCUCUUGACUACACCAACCCCAAGUCAAACAAGAAGCUACAAUUGCAGCUUGUCAAGGUCAAUGCAAAAGAGAAGCCCGUCAAGGGAAGUGUUAUCUUCAACCCUGGAGGUCCUGGGAGUAGUGGUGUUGAAGAGGUCACACAAAAAGGCCCACUCUAUGUCAAGACUCUCGGUGGUCACUUUAACGUAAUUGGCUUCGAUGCACGAGGCACAGGCCGAACCUUGCCAUUCAUUUGUGACACCGGAAGCGCCGCCCCUGACACUCCUGAAUCAACAAAACUAUCCCGCCGCGACAACAAGUACCCUCACCCCUACUCCGACGUACCACCAUCGCCACUGUACGAUCUUCUCAAGUAUCAGGUGUGGGAGCUCAGUGAAGAGUAUGCCAAAAUCUGUGUCGAGCCCAACAAGGAGAAUGCCACCUUCUACGGAACAGCCUUCGUCGCCAGGGAUAUGCUGGCCAUUGUUGAUGCUCUCAAGGAAGAUGGCCUCCUUAGGUUCUGGGGACGCUCUUACAGUACCAUUUUGGGACAGACCUUUGCUGCCAUGUUCCCUGACCGUGUUGGCCGUAUGCUUCUCGAUGCUGUGGUUAUUCCCGACGAGUACUACUCUGGUACCUGGUUCAGCGCCCUUUCAGGAGUGGAAUCGACAAUCUUGCGAUUCUUUGAAGAAUGUGUCGAUGCUGGUGUUGAUUAUUGCCCUCUCGCCAACUUCACAGGCCCAGAUACCACCGCCCAAGGCCUCAUGGAUGCUACAGUCGAGGUCUGGGACGAACUCGCCAAGGACCCAGUCUUGGUAUCAGAGGAAUUUCCCAUCCCUUAUCUCACACCUGGAAACAUCCACUCGGCACUCUACGCCCCAGCGUCCUUCACUGGCAUGUUUCAGGUGCUCAUUCCUCUUCUAAACCGCAACUUUAGCAUGUGGACCGACCCUGUGAAGCCAGAGACACCCGAGGAGCAAGAAGAGCCAUGGAACAUUUCCCAGGGGCCCAACUUUCACGCGAUUGGGUGCUCGGAUUCCACCUUCAGAGCUAACUCUCCAGAGGAUAUGUACAAUAUUGUCGAGGGUCAGAAUGCGCAGAGCUCAUUCGGCGAGAUUCUUGGCCCCAAGACAUGGAUGUGUGCUCGAUGGCCCGUGUUUGCUGCCGAGAGAUACGAGGGAGAGUGGCAAGGAUUGAACACCAGCUUUCCGCUUCUGUUUGCCAAUGGCCGAUGGGACCCAAUCACGCCUCUCAUUGGUACCUGGAAUGCUGCAUCGAGGUUCAACGGAAGUCGAGUGCUAACCCAUGAGGGCUUUGGUCACGGUGUAAUGAAGCAGCCGUCCGACUGCACCAACAAGGCGAUCCGAGCGUACUUCCAAGAUGGUGUCCUGCCUGAGCUGGGCACCAAGUGCAAGCCAAAUAAGAGUUCUUUCGAGCAGUUUGCAAUUGAUCUGGAGAAGGGAGUUGGGACCGCGCCAUGGGGGAAUGAGUAA